UUGGUUCUCAGCUGUAACAGCGCCAGCUCGGAGGCUUUUAUAGCCCAGCUCAUUAGUAUAAAUAGACGGAUAAUCGUUACAAGCAUUUCAUUUCAAAUACAUUUCUAUUAACAAAUAUUGGCGAAUAACGCAAUGCAGCUAUUAUUGAGGCCUUGGUUAUGCCUUGUACUAUUGGCAUUAGUCAGUGUUGCAGUUCGAGCCCAAAAUGAUGGUCGCUACAAGCCGCCAACAAGGCCACCCACAAGACCAACACCGAAAAGUGAUGGUCGUUAUCGUCCUGCCAACGAUGGCAGAUAUCGUCCAGGAGGCGAUGGUAAAUAUCGUGGUGGUAAUGAUGGCAAAUAUGUCCACAAGGAUGUGAAAUAUGUUCACGACGAUCGUCCAGGAGGAGGUUAUACGGGCGAUGCAAAUCCCUAUAAGCAGGACAAGGAUCGUUUUGGUCCUGGUGGUGGCGGCGGUGGUGGUGCUGGAAAUGCAGCUGCAAAUGGUGCAAAUGCAGGUGGUGGGGCAGGUGCUAAAAAACCGUCAUCGGGCAGUGGUAGUGGAGGAGGUGGUGGAAUUUUAGCUGCAGCUGUAACAGCCAAACCCUUACCAAAAGGCAAGGGAAGUGGUGAGGGAAAAAAUGGCUGGGCAAUCAUACGUUUGGAAGAUAAAGUCGAAGAGGAUGGCUAUCAUUACCUAUAUGAAACAGAAAAUGGUAUUUUGGCUGAAGAAAACGGACGCAUUGAAGCUCUCCAAACUGAUCCGGGCCUACGUUCCAAAGGAUUCUACGAAUACACCGGUGAUGAUGGCAAUUUAUAUCGCGUAGAAUAUACAGCCGAUGACAAUGGUUUUGUGGCCCAAGGUGACCAUUUGCCAGUGGUUCCACCUCACAUACCCAAAUUGUUGGCUUAUUUGGCAGCCAAUGCCUCAAACAAGAAGUAAACGAGCCGUAAUAUUCUCUCCACUUUAAAGUAAUUCUUUCUUUGAUGACUAACAAAAAUUGUAAUAAAAAUAUUGAUGACUAAUGAUUGGGUAAUAAAAUUGUGUUUGAUGUUGA
This is a messenger RNA of Musca domestica (house fly), 1039 nucleotides long. RefSeq names its product larval cuticle protein LCP-30-like. Gene Ontology annotation, molecular function: structural constituent of chitin-based larval cuticle. Gene Ontology annotation, cellular component: chitin-based extracellular matrix. The transcript is spliced from 3 exons. The record is from RefSeq and is a predicted model, not a curated record. NCBI's taxonomy places the organism in Eukaryota, Metazoa, Arthropoda, Insecta, Diptera, Muscidae. Bases 133 to 924 code for a protein of 263 amino acids.